Messenger RNA from Bombina bombina (fire-bellied toad), 933 nucleotides. Its product is annotated as olfactory receptor 13G1-like. Gene Ontology annotation, molecular function: olfactory receptor activity; G protein-coupled receptor activity. The record is from RefSeq and is a predicted model, not a curated record. Gene Ontology annotation, cellular component: membrane. The transcript has a single exon. NCBI's taxonomy places the organism in Eukaryota, Metazoa, Chordata, Amphibia, Anura, Bombinatoridae. The coding region runs from base 1 to 933 and encodes 310 amino acids. Gene Ontology annotation, biological process: G protein-coupled receptor signaling pathway.
AUGAAAACCAAUGGUUCUUUUGUAACCGAAUUCAUAAUAUUAGGACUGUCCAUCCGUCCAGAACUUGAAACAUUUAUAUUUAUUUCAUUUCUAAUUAUAUACACUGUUGCUAUAACAGGUAAUUUAAUUAUUCUAAUACUGACCAAUAUUGAUCCUGGACUUAAUACACCUAUGUAUUUCUUCCUUGGUUUCUUGUCAUUUCUUGACAUUUUCUCUACAUCAGCUACUUUACCUAAGAUGCUGACUGGCUAUGUAUCUAAGAAGAAGACAAUUUCAUAUUAUGGUUGUGUUGCUCAGUUAUUUUUCUUCACAUGGCCAAUGGGUGUUGAGCUUUUAUUACUUACAGUGAUGGCUUAUGACCGCUACGUCGCAAUCAGAAACCCAUUACGCUAUGCUGCAAUUAUUAAUCGAAGAGUCUGCAUCUAUGUGGCAAUUAUUAUUUCAUUCAUUGGCUCCAUGAAUUCUAUGACACAUACCUAUUUUACCUUCAGACUCCCUUACUGUAAUGAUAACAGGAUAAAUCACUUCUUCUGUGAGAUAAUGCCUUUACUUAAAUUGGCAUGUGCAGACACCUAUUUGAAUGAGAUUGUUGUCUUCACUGCUGAUGCUAUCCUUGGCAUGUUUUGCUUUUUUCUCACUUGUAUAUCCUAUGUGUUUAUCAUCAAUACUAUAAUGAAAAUACGUUCUGCUGAAGGCAAGCGUAAGGCUUUUUCAACCUGUGCCUCACACAUCACAAUAGUAUCCAUGUAUUAUGGUGCAGUGAUUUUCACUUAUAUCCGUCCAAGAUCCAGUCUGUCAUUGGAAAGAGAUAAAAUAGUGUCUGCACUUUAUGCUGUAAUUACUCCAACUCUGAACCCUAUUAUAUACAGCCUUAGGAAUAAUGAAGUAAAAAACGCAUUCCAAAGGUUUGUCAGAAAUACUCUUCACAAGUAA